UUUACAUUUUUAUUUAUUUAUUUCCCAUUUAAAUACGUAAAUACAGUUUUGCUAUGUUUAAAUAAUAAUUAAUUUACUCGUGUUCAAGUAUGCAUCCAUCAGAGAAAGAAGUGCGAUUUGCGUGGAAACUUGUGGCUCAGUUUGUUAGUUGGGAUUUCUGUCGAUAUGUUUGUCAACAAAGCAAUAACGAUGAACCUGAAACUGAUGUCUUGACUUUUCUACGAAAUAUGUUUGUGGAGCGCACCGAAAAACUUAUCUCGGAGGUGACAAAACAUGAGAUUAUUGCCAAGUUCAUCUUAGAAGUCAAGGCCAUCCGUAGUCUUUCCAGAUUGCCGUGUGUUGUGGCCCUCUCAAAGACUGUGCAGAUCAUUUGCCCUGAGCUCAGAGAGGAUGUUGUGAAACUGCUGAGGCAUCUUGAGAGCCUGUUGAACAUUUUAGAUUCCAGUCAAGAAUGCCUUAAUUCCGAAUUGAUUGAGCUACGAAUGGUGGAUGCAGUGUCUGUCUUCACGAAGGAAGCCAAUAAACUUUUACCUCCGCCAGAUCUGCUGCAGAUUAUUCAACCAUGGGCAAACAAAACGAAGCCUAAAAGAAUGUACAACAAACCCCUGUUUGAAAAGGUUCUAAUGUGCCUACAAAAAGAAACAAUCACUGCACUGGAAGCAAGGCUGAUUACUGUUGCUGCUUGUGAAGAUUCGGUACUCCAAAAAAUAGUACUUCAAGCAGAAUCUGAAACUGAGCUAGAAACAGAUUCUGAGACUUUUUCCUUUGUAUCCUCUCAAGCAACCUCACAGGAGCCUCUAGGAUCCAACUAUGUCUCACCAAAGAAGCCACCACGCAAGACUCUUUCUAAUCAAACUUCUUUUUCUGUUGUCGACUCAGAGCUGGAUGUGUCGGUAGCACCAGAGUCCUCACCCUCUCAAGAUCUUGGUCACAAGAUGCAUACAUCACCAUUUAAAAUCAGCUGUAAUAACUCUCUUCACUUCACUCAGGAUUCAGAAGAGUACUGUGUACGCCCAGCUCCGGUGAGUAAAUACCUCGAGACAGAUGUGGAAGAACCUCAGAUACAGAUUGCUCAAUCCUCAGAUAUGGACAAUGACGAUUCUGAUGACUUAAUUCCUGCUCGUACCUGGAAGGCGCAUGAGAUCCAUACUGUCGUACCUUUUGAGCAGGAAACCAGCGACUGUGAUGACAGUAAUUUUGUUUUCCUGACACCUACCAUCUAUAAAGAGAAUUAUGUUCCGCCUCAAGCAUGUCAAAAUAAGAAACUUGUUUGGUCUGCGAGCCAGCAAUCAGACUCUUCUUUUUCUGUAGCAAGUCUAUCAGUGGACAAUAAGAAAGAAGACCCCACUUGGAGAACCAGUCAAAAGAUCUCCAUUUCGAAAAAAGGACCAAUCACACGAAACUUUAAAAAAAAAAGCACCAAGACAGUAAAGAACACACCUAAAACACCUCAGUGUCCAAGAACCAUUUGGUCUGAGAGCCAGCAAUCGGACGUUCCUUCUGAUAGCUCAAGUGUUUCUGUAGAGAAUGAGGAGGAGGAUCCUGCUUUUAUUCACUGGAAUAAAAGAACUCGAAGUGCAGAAAAGAAAAGUAAAAUGGCAAAACCGAAAAAACUGCAAAAGAAAAAAGUUACCUCUAUUACUUGUGAUACAAAGAAGAAAAAAAUCUUAUUUCAUGGUAUUAAUAAUUACUUUGACCCAGUAGGAGCUGCGAAAUCUUCAAAAUCUUUGAGGGUCCAGCAUUCCGAGGAGAUGGAUAUAAUUCCUGAAAUGGCAGAGGAAGUGGAGGUGAGGACGCAUGCAUCUCCACCAAGAAAAAUCUGUGUGCCUGAGAUUGUUCAUAAAAGGAAAAUUGUAUCCCCUUCAGUAAAAAUGAAAAAAUGCAGGUAUUGCAGUAGAACAUACAAGACACAGCUCAAUCUCAAAAGGCACAUGUUCCUCAAACAUCCCCUAGGAGAUGAUGAUGAUGAUUGACCAAAGUCUGAAACCUUUUUUAAAAAAAACUCUCAUUUCUUGUAAAUAUCAAAUCUGUACAGUAAAACCAGAUCAAAAUAAUUUUUUAUACCAUAAAAACUUUUGUAUAAUCCAUGAAUUUCUUUUAACUGACUUCAUUAUGGCAUAUUUUUAUACUGUAAAUAAAUUGGCUGGUCCCAAG
Messenger RNA from Uloborus diversus, 2154 nucleotides. RefSeq lists its product as uncharacterized. The record is from RefSeq and is a predicted model, not a curated record. The coding region runs from base 90 to 1973 and encodes 627 amino acids. NCBI's taxonomy places the organism in Eukaryota, Metazoa, Arthropoda, Arachnida, Araneae, Uloboridae. The transcript has 11 exons.